Molecule: messenger RNA, 901 nt
Organism: Aspergillus nomiae NRRL 13137
Lineage: Eukaryota; Fungi; Ascomycota; Eurotiomycetes; Eurotiales; Aspergillaceae
Product: peroxiredoxin
Exons: 4
Coding region: 71-745 (224 amino acids)
Biological process (GO): cell redox homeostasis; cellular oxidant detoxification; cellular response to oxidative stress
Cellular component (GO): cytosol; mitochondrion
Molecular function (GO): peroxiredoxin activity
Source: RefSeq, a predicted model, not a curated record
CAUCUCUUCAUCAUCCUCACCAUCUAGCCCCUCUUUCAUCCUUACUUGGAUACCUCCUUUACUCGUCGCAAUGGCUCAGGAACGUGCUACUCCCAUUCGUCUCGGCUCUACUGCCCCUAACUUCCAGGCUGACUCCUCCAACGGCCCCAUCUCCUUCCACGACUACAUUGGCAACAGCUGGGCUAUCCUCUUCUCUCACCCGGAUGACUUCACCCCCAUCUGCACCACCGAGCUGGGCGCUUUCGCCAAGCUCGAGCCCGAAUUCACUGCCCGUGGAGUCAAGCUGAUCGGUCUGAGCGCCAACGGCACCGAGUCUCACAAGCUCUGGAUCAAGGACAUCGAUGAGGUCACCGGCUCCAAGCUCUCCUUCCCCAUCAUUGCCGACCCCGAGCGCAAGGUCGCCUAUGCCUAUGACAUGGUUGACUACCAGGACACCACCAACGUUGACUCCAAGGGUCUCGCUCUGACCAUCCGCUCCGUCUUCAUCAUCGACCCCAACAAGAAGAUCCGUCUGAUCAUGUCUUACCCUGCCUCUACCGGCCGUAACACCGCCGAGGUUCUCCGUGUUGUCGAUGCUCUUCAGACCACUGACAAGCACGGUGUCACCACCCCCAUCAACUGGCUCCCCGGUGAUGAUGUUGUCAUCCCCCCUCCUGUCUCCACUGAGGAUGCUCAGAAGAAGUUCGGUGAAAUCCGCCAGGUCAAGCCUUACCUGCGUUUCACCAACCUCAACAAGAAGGAGUAAAUUAUGACGCAGUCUUCCAUUCAACCGUUUCCCGCUAGCUGUUCCCAGGAGGAAUAACCAGUUCUGACGUGGUUAUGGUUGGGAGCUUUCUCAUGAAAAAGAGUAUGACAGUCACGGCUUAGCAUCUCUAAUAAUAUGAUACCUCUUACGACAGCA